Molecule: messenger RNA, 1974 nt
Organism: Anopheles coustani
Lineage: Eukaryota; Metazoa; Arthropoda; Insecta; Diptera; Culicidae
Product: insulin-like growth factor-binding protein complex acid labile subunit
Exons: 1
Coding region: 1-1974 (657 amino acids)
Cellular component (GO): plasma membrane
Molecular function (GO): protein binding
Source: RefSeq, a predicted model, not a curated record
AUGAAGUGUCAAUUGGUACUGCUUGUGGCGCUGGCGGUGGUGAUGGCCACCGGUGCGGUGUCGUACUGCCCAAACCGGUGCGUCUGUGACGACGAGAAACUGCACGUGACGUGCGGUGAGGGCGAGCUGGACGUGCUACCGAUCGCGCUGAACCCUUCGAUCGGCCGGUUGGUGAUCAAAUUUAAUCGCAUCAAAUCGAUCGACUCGUCGAUCCAGUUCUACACCGAGCUGACGAUGCUGGACCUCAGCUACAACCAUCUGCUCAGCAUUCCCGAGCGCAUCUUUAUGUACCAGAAGAAGCUGCUGCAGUUGCAUCUGAACAACAACAAGAUCGGCGCGAUCACGAACAAAACGUUCGGUGGGUUGGACGAGCUGCGGGUGCUGAAUCUGCGCGGGAACUUCAUCGACGAGAUUGGUGUGGAGAUGUUCAAGGUUCUGCCGAAGCUGGAAGAGCUGAAUCUGGGCCAGAACCGAAUCGCGACGUUGCACGCGAGCGCCUUCGAGGGUCUGGCCAACCUGCGGGUGCUCUACCUGGACGAUAACUCUAUCAGCACCAUUCCGACGCUCUCGCUAACGCCACUGCGCGGCCUGGCGGAACUGUACCUCGGCACGAACUCGCUGUUCAAGGUACUUCCGGGAGCGUUCGAGGGAUUGGGACAGUUGCGUCGCCUCGACAUCCACGGUUCGAUGUUGGUCAACAUCACCAGCGAGACGUUCCGCGGGCUCGAGAACAUCCGCUCGCUGGACAUCUCCGAUAACCAUCUGCUGAAGGUACCCACGGUGCAGUUGAGUGGUUUGAAGCGUUUGGAGGACCUUACGAUCGGACAGAACGAUUUCGAGGUCAUCCCGGAAGGGGCUUUCUUUGGUCUGUCCAACCUGAAGUCGAUCGAUAUCUCCGGUGCACUGAAUCUACGCCAGAUCCAGUCGGGAGCGUUCUCAGCGAACCCAAACCUGGAAUCGAUUACGGUCGCCUCAAACAAGGAACUUCAGGAGUUGGAUGAGGGAGCGUUCGCCGGGUUACCGCAUCUCCGGAAGGUGUCGCUACGCGACAACAAGAUCGGUACGUUCCACGAGGAACUUCUGCCGUGGAAGCACCUGGUUGAGUUCGACCUGACCGAGAAUCCGCUGGUGUGCGACUGUAGCGUGCUCUGGUUGCGGAACUUACUGCAGCGUCAAAGCCCGGAGUCGCAGGACGACUCCCAGAUAGUCUGUACCGGUCCCGAUCGCCUGCACGGGGAGCCUCUGCGAGACCUAACGGCGGACCUGCUGGGCUGCCAGCACCUGCAGUCGAAAGAGCGAGCCAUCUUUGGCGCCAUCAUCGUCGCGUCGGCGGCCAGCGUAACCACGGUGGUGCUGAUUGUUUACCGGCUGCGACACCGCAUCCUCGACGCCGUCCGCCGGAAGGGCUGGGCUGGCGGUAACAAGCGGGCCACGCUGCAGGAGGAGAAGGACGUCGAGGUGCAGAAAUCCCUCGGCGAAGUCGAGUACCAUCAGCCGCACUGCAAUAUCUACACGUACAACUACCACCCGGCGUACAGGAACUACCAGCAUCCGUUCGGUGGUCAGUACACGCUGCCCUAUCCGCACUAUCAGACCCACGGGCAACCACCGACUACGCUGCAGCAUCAUCCACACCACCAUCAUCAGCAUCAUCAGCAGCAGCAGUCGUCGUCCCCUGCCGCCUCCAUCGUUGCCGUCUCCGGUGGAUACAGUGGCCCUCAACAGCAGCAGCAGCAUCAGCAGCUUCCACAGCCUCAGUCGCAUCCACACCAACAGCCACCACUCCCCCAAACUCCCAAGGGACCGCUGAGCACCUCGUCGUCGACCACGUCCUCCUCGACGUCCUCGUCGGCGCUCUCCUCGAGCGGAUCCACCGUGUCCGGCAUGUCGGCCCAGACACAAUCAUCCACGAUCUACUCACCGCAGUACGCGCACCACAUAUACGAGGUGCCAAAGAACGUGGCCGACACCUAA